AUGCACGAAGAGCAAGAUACGUGCCGGAUAUGCAGCGCGCCAGCCGAACCCGACCAGCCAUUAUUCCACCCCUGCAAAUGCUCGGGGACGAUACGCUACAUCCACCAAGACUGCCUAACGACGUGGCUCGCACAUAGCAAAAAGAAGACGUGCGAUGUGUGCAAGCACCCGUACUCGUUCCAGAAGGUGUACGCGCCGGACAUGCCGGAGCGACUGCCACCGCUGCUCGUGCUCAGGCGGCUCGCGCAGCAGGCGUUCUGGGGAUUCUUAUUCUGCGUACGUGCAGUGUUGGUAGCUAUUGUGUGGCUCGUCAUCCUACCCUGGGUGACUCUGUGGACAUGGCGGAUGUACUUUGCUAUGGGAGAAUCCACGGCAUGGUGGAUAGCCGACCGCCCAAGACCGCCUUCAAGCUAUGCCUCAACCAUAUUCGACCGCUUUACUACCAUUGAUCGAAACGAGACCGCGCAUUCUCUCAACGGUACGUCUAUCUCGGAGCUGAUGGCCCACCCGACCUGGCGCAACCUCUCGGCAGACAUCUUCACCGGGCAGAUCAUUGCCUGCCUGAUCGUACUUGUCUUCGUGGCCGUCUUCCUGCUCCGGGAAUGGAUAGUUCAGAACGCGCGACCCGGCGUGCUUGAGGAAGAGGACGUACACGUACCGCUGCCCGAGCAACCGGCACCCGCGGUGGAUCCUCCGGUGCCUGCUAUUGAGCCUCUCCCGGCAGAGGAGCCGCCAGAAGCAAUUCUCCGAUACGCGCAAGUGAUGCCUAGCGGCCCUGCCUUCAACGUGGACACGGACACCGAGGACGACGACGACAGCCUCGAGCACGGGCGGGCGUCUGGGAAGCGGCUGCACAGGAGCGAGGGGAAUGUUGCGAGGGCACGGGUGAGACACAGUCGCCGUAAGCGGGCCAUGAAGCGACCCAGCACCUUUGUGGACGACGAUUCGGACCAGGAAGAUGAACCACCUGCACCUCGAUUCCGCCAUCCACAUCCCGAACGUUUGUAUGCCCGCGGAUUGCCCAAUAGAGAGGACAGGCCGGUUGUGCGCCCGAAGAGAAUAUUUGAACAGUCUCCACAGGGUCCUCCUCCCAGCGCGCCGUUUACAUUCUCCAUGCCGAUCGACAAGGGUGCUAUGAUUCCUCGGAGUGCGUCCGAGCCCUCUCUCGAAACCCGCGGUGCUCGACCUUUUACGCUUCACCGUACCCUUGCGCCGACGUUUAGGUCGGAGGGUGCUGCCUCUCGCCCUCCGCGCCAAGACGAUGACGAUUCUCCAGAGCCAAUCAAGUCAGAAGUUGAGACGCACGCUCUCGAUACCCACGAGGAUCUUAUGCAGGGCGUGCAGUCGUUUAUGCUGGGGCAUGAUGUCCCUCGAGACUUCCUAUCUAGGUUAGACUCCUACGUGCCAGUAGCGGGCCCUUCCUCCGCUGCAGAGACAAGAGGAAACACUGAUUCCACGACAGUCAUGGGCAAUCCCGAACCAGCAUCAGCAGCAUCCUCAGAGUCGUGGAUCGACGUCUCGUCGCCCACCCCAUUCUCGUUUGCACCUCCGAAUGCUGCGGCGGCGAGUCGCAUGUUCGCGUCCAGCCCCGCGACGCCCCUGCCGUACCCCUUGACUUCGAGCCCUGGGGCAGGACCAAGUACACCGCGCCGGCCGCCACUACCGAGCGUCACCCUGUCGCCGGCGAACGGCGGUCGUGCGUCACCUCGGCUAGUCCCUCCCAGUCAGAAAGCCACUCCUCUCACUUCCCCUAGUCUAGCAACGUAUCGCGCCCCUGAGGAGUUCGAGCAGGGAUCUUCUCAGCUUAUUGGCGGGUACUUCGACCCGCAGAUGCUGGAGCCGGAGAAGACGUUGGACGAGGACGAGAUAGUGACCGAGGAAGAACACGAACAUUACUUCCGGCUGCCGGAGGAAGAGCAGCGGGACGUGCAACACGAGGAUGGGGAGCACGACCAUGACCAUGAUGAGCAUGAACACGACUUCACCCCUCCUCCCUCGAAUGUGGAGUCUGAUGAGGAAGAGGUAGAUGGGGGCUUGGUCAGGGUGGACGUUCUGGAUCCGGCGCGUAGAGAUCAUCACCGUGAGGAAAGGCAGGAGGCGGCGCAGCAGCCUGAAGCUCCCCCGCAACCCCAGGCGGCGCCUCCGCAAGGCGUUGACCCGAAUGACUUACCUGAAGGCGAUGCACAAGAUGACAUGGACGGCGCGAUGGAAGCCAUCGGAAUGCGUGGUCCGGUAUACGGCGUACUUCAGAACGCCGCGCUUAUGAUCUUCAUACUCGAUACUACGAUUGGCCUCGGUGUUUGGAUACCGUUUACUAUCGGGAAGUCCACCGCACUGCUUUGUAUGGACUUGCGAAGGCUCAUUCAUAUCAUUCAUUCGCCGAUCCGUGCUAUGCGUCUUAUCACCGAUCCCGUUGUCGAUCUCUCCUUAUUCGUGUUAGCUAAAUGGGUUGUGUCGCCGAUCCUCAGCAUCAUCGAUGGAAACCAAUACUUGAAAUAUGGCACUUCUAUGUUGAGCGGCCUGGCGCAAAACGCAAAGGCAACCAACACUACGACGGUUUCCAGCCCUAGCGUACCUGCGCUCACUUACGCUGCGAUCGACCGAUUAUUGGAGUCGAACUCCGCGGUCGUGCGUGCCGCCGAGCCAUACUUCGCUGCGUUCGGGCUGUGGGUACGGGAGACAGCAGCCAAAUUCCAGGACACAUGGGUUCGUCUAGCAAUGGGAGACGGCAUACCCGAGAGGGUCUUUGCAGUCGGGCUAGGCUACAUAGUUAUUGGAGUAUACUAUACGCUCUACUUGAAUGUUCUCAGCUCGGGGAGCGCACAAAGUGCUGGGCGAGCAAUCCGUGGGGUGGUCCGCCAGCAGCUGCUCAUUGUGAAGAUGGCCAGCUUCAUCACCAUCGAGUUAGUCAUCUUCCCUCUGGGAUGCGGCCUGGUGCUGGAUUUGUGUACCAUCUGGCUGUUUCCCGAGGCUACUCUGCAGACACGCGCUAUGUUCUUCCGUUCAGCGCCUGUGACAGCGACAUUUUACCAUUGGGUCGUCGGCACCAUGUUCAUGUAUCAAUUUGCCGUGUUGCUGGCUGGAUGCAGAAGCAUCAUGCGUCCGGGUGCUAUGUGGUUUAUCAAGGACCCACAGGACCAGAACUACCACCCUAUCCGCGAUAUCUUGGAAAGGCCAUCCUUCACUCAGUUACGAAAGCUCUUCGUUAGUGCUGUUAUGUAUGCAGUCGUCAUUGCCUUUGGCGUUGCCACGGUUUCCGCGUUGGUUCUCGUUGCAAGCAAGUCCACCCUCCCGUUAAGAUGGAGGAUCCGACAACCAUUGUCGGACGUUCCAAUAGAUCUUCUGUUUCUGCAUAUCGUGCUUCCGUACACCAUGGAUUACUUCCGUCCAAACAAGGCGCUCGGAAAAGCUGCGAACGCGGGAUGGAAGUAUGCUGCAGCUAGGUUGCGAUUGACGUCUUACAUGUUCGGGGAACGCGUCCCUAGCGAAGAAUACACCCCGAAGAACCGCUUUGGUCUACAGGGCCUGACGAAGAUGGAGGUGGUUGAGGAAGGCAUUCGCGACGGACAUUUUAGGCGCGUCCCUGCAGAUGAUAAUAUUGCCCUGCCGAGAGAAAUGAGGGCUACGGCGGAAGUCACUGAACAUGGUGAACCCGCCAAUGAGGAGGCUGCCCGUCUGAUCAAAGUGCAAAAUGAGGAAGCUCAGAAGGCCAAGAGGAAUCCCAAGACAGAUUACACCAUCGUAUACAUCCCGCCCAAUUUCCGGACUCGCAUACUCACCUUCAUCUUCGUGGCUUGGUUAGCGGUAUGCGCGGGUGUCGCUGCCGUGUUCAUUGUACCGAUCCAGCUGGGGAGAUUGUUCUUCGGCGUUUUCAUCGAACGGGAAGUCCACGACGGGUAUAGCUUCUUGUUUGGGUUCUACCUCUUAUGGGGCUGCUACCUCGUGGGUUACGCAGUGGACAGGCUAGACAAGCGUAGGCAAAGGAGAGGCGGCGAAGAGCCACGAGCUGAAUGGCCGCUCUAUCUGCUGAAGCGUACGUUGCUCUGGCUCUCGAAGAUCGCAUACAUGGUCUUCACUCUGGGGAUUGUCUUGCCUAUCUUGAUCGCGCUUGUGUUCGAGUUCUAUCUGAUCCUACCUUUCCGGUACACUGUGGAUCCUGCCUUCGUGCCCCGGAUCCGUCUGGUAGAUAUGUGGGCACUCGGGCUUGUAUACGCGAAGAUCGCCAUCCGGGCGCAGAGAGCGCAUCCGCCAGAUCAUCGCUUCUUCGCAGGAUUCGCCAAUAUUACUCGCAACGGAUGGACCCAUCCUGACCCCGUCAAGGCCACCAAGGAAGUCAUUGCCCCUCUCACAGGAGCGCUACUGGCAGCACUUUUGUGCCCCAUCGGGGUAGACUGGCUAUGCAGACGGUUGCUCAGCCUGCCAUUGGACAACCGCUUCCUUUUCAUGCACGUCUAUCCAGGCAUCUUCGGCGUGAUCGGGUUGUCCCGUCUUGCUAACAACGCUUGGGUUGCGCUGUCUGCAUGGUCGCAGACGAUCAGGGAUAAAGAAUUUUUGGUCGAGAUGCGACUGCAAAAUAUGGAGCCUGAAUCACCGGCACAAUCGACUCCUACACCAGAACCGACGAGUAGUUGA
Gloeophyllum trabeum ATCC 11539 is the source of this 4632-nucleotide messenger RNA. RefSeq lists its product as uncharacterized. The transcript is spliced from 10 exons. Gene Ontology annotation, molecular function: zinc ion binding. Lineage: Eukaryota; Fungi; Basidiomycota; Agaricomycetes; Gloeophyllales; Gloeophyllaceae. The record is from RefSeq and is a predicted model, not a curated record. Gene Ontology annotation, cellular component: endoplasmic reticulum membrane. Bases 1 to 4632 code for a protein of 1543 amino acids.